UGUCUUUUUUCCACGAGAACAGGUAUCAGAUUUGAAUAACAUUGCAAACUAUUCAAUGCACUUUGUUCCCUGGCCAGCUGGCGGAACCGAAUUGUGACACAACUCACUCAGCGACACCGUUUGUAACCUAAACUGACACCAUCAUGAUUGGAUCCUGCCGGACAAAUCACACACAAAGUACUUAAGCCAUAUUGAAUUCGCCGCCACACGUCUUCCUUACUGCUCUUCUGCAUACCUAUCAUUUUGCAAGCCCCCCAAUGUCUGAAAUUCAUGGUCCGAGUCUUGAGACGUUUGUUCCAGAUGACCUUACUUUACCCCAGUUCAUCCUCGACUCUUCCCACCCAUUGAGACCCAUCCGGCCAAGUCAUGUGCCAUGGUUCAUCGAGGAUGCCGGCGGCAGAGGAAUUGGACAUGAAGAGAUCCGCGCAAGGACUUACGGACUUGCGAACGGCCUCAGUCUGCGGUUUCGUGUCAAGGAGAACGAUCUAGUGGUCAUUUUCAGCCCGAAUCACAUUGACUAUGCGACGGCCAUAUGGGCAACGCAUCGGCUAGGUGCUGUCGUGUCAUGCGCAAAUCCAGCUAGUAACACCAAAGAAUUGCUAUAUCAGCUUAAGAUGGUCAACGCGUCUUUGAUCAUCGCGCAUCCCUCUUCUUUGCAUACUGCAUUAGAUGCCGCUCAUGCUGCUGGUUUACCAUCUGAGCGCGUCAUCACUUUCGACGAGUCAAAUCAGAUGUCGGUAGACGCUCUGGUUCAGCAAGGGCUGCAGAGUGAGCCAAAUUUCGUUGAACGAAGGCUGCGGAAAGGAGAGGCAAAAACGAAGGUCGCAUUCCUCAGUUUUUCGAGUGGUACAACGGGAAAACCGAAGGCUGUUGCGAUAUCACACUUUGCUCCUAUUGUGAAUGUGAUUCAAAUGGCCGAGCACCAGAAGGUUAAUAAGAACUAUGCCCCUUUGGAAGAACAGAGGUAUCGGUCAGGGGAUGUAGUUGCAGGAGUUCUACCUUUCUUCCAUAUUUAUGGCCUGGUGGUGCUAAUUCACUUCAUGACAUUUUGUGGCAUUUCAAUUGUGGCAAUACCCAAGUUCAACUUCACAAAUUUUCUAGACAGCAUUACCAGACAUCGUAUAAACCAUCUUUUACUUGUACCGCCUCAAAUCGUGUUGUUUUGCAAGCACCCUGCUGUGAAAAAUUACAACUUGAACGGUAUCAAGCACCUGUUAUGUGGAGCUGCCCCUCUCGCCGCCCCUCUUGUUAACCAGCUAGUGAAGGUUAUGCCGAACGCGCAGAUAGGGCAAGGUUAUGGCAUGACCGAGUCCGCUGCUACUAUCACGAUGUUUUCUGUGGACGAAAAACUUGGCGUUCCUGGCAGUGCUGGGCGUUUGAUGCCUGGUGUCGUUGCCAAGGUUGUGAAAGACGAUGGAACCCUAGCAAGAUUCAACGAACAAGGUGAACUUCAGGUCAAAAUCCCAUCUGUAGCGCUAGGAUAUUUGAAUAAUGAUGAAGCCACGAAGGAGACCUUCGUUGAUGGUUGGUUGCGCACUGGUGAUGAAGUUAUUAUACGCGAGGAUCAUGAGCUGUUCAUCGUUGAUCGCCUAAAGGAAAUCAUGAAAGUCAAAGGAUUUCAAGUCGCUCCUGCAGAGUUGGAGGGCUGUCUUCUUGAUCAUCCUGAUGUUUCAGACACGUGUGUAGUGCCAAUUCCCGAUAGCUACAGCGGGGAGCUUCCGAUGGCGUUUGUGGUACUUCAUCCUAACGCAGUCAAGAGGAUCGCCUUGGAUUCUGCUGAAGUCGGGAGGGUUAAAGCAUCCAUUACGAAGCAUGUGGCGGACAACAAGAUCGCAUAUAAACAUCUUGCUGGCGGGGUGGAGUUUUUGGAUGCAAUUCCCAAAAAUCCAAGUGGGAAACUGCUGCGUCGAGUGCUGCGAGAUCAGGCGCGUGACUUGGUACAACUGAAGUCGAAGCUAUGAUUGAAUUGCUACAUCGCUCAUUGGUGUUCUAAAUAC
Molecule: messenger RNA, 1997 nt
Organism: Suillus bovinus
Lineage: Eukaryota; Fungi; Basidiomycota; Agaricomycetes; Boletales; Suillaceae
Exons: 17
Coding region: 258-1961 (567 amino acids)
Biological process (GO): secondary metabolic process
Molecular function (GO): CoA-ligase activity
Source: RefSeq, a predicted model, not a curated record